UUCCUUCAAGCUGCCUUCACUUGCCUACAGUACAUGAUUUUCACAAAUAGUUGCUGCUGCCCUGCUGCAUAGAUCAAAUUUCGCAGCUGCUCCUGCUUUUGCUCUACUCUAAUCUGUAGUGUGGAUUAGAAACCAUAAGAAAAUCAGAGUAGACUAGGAGUCGGAGUAGCUAGCUUACAUGAAUAAGAUCAUCCUCAGGAACUCAUUUCCUGCUGCUAUGACUGACUGCAUUCUACUUUAUGAGAAUCGUAUCUUGGAAAAGGGGGGGAACCCAGGAAAGCAAGAACUAGAAGGGUAGAGUAAGGGCAUGAAAGAAGAAGAAGAAGAGAGAAGGAUGGGGGAGACUUUGCAGGGCAUGUUGAGGUGGGGGGCAGCCCUCGGAAUAUCAGACUCGUCUGCUCCGAUGACAACAUUAACACCACCACCUCAUAAUCUGUGUAUUGGCCAAACUCUUGCUGUCGCUUAUUUUCCUGAAGCAGGCGGAAGGGGUUUGGCUUCUGCUCGUGAUAUUAUAAAAGGAGAAUCGAUUCUCAGAGUCCCUAAAUCAGCCCUGCUCACCACUCAACAUCUUCUGCAGACUGAUCACUCUCUCUCUCUUGCUGUCCAUAAGCAUCCUUAUCUCUCCUCCUCUCAGCUACUAUGUGUCUGCUUGCUCUAUGAAAUGGGAAAAAGGCAGGAUUCAUUGUGGCACCCGUACUUGAGUAACUUGCCUCGCUACUAUGACACCCUUGCUACCUUCAAUCAGUUUGAGAUGCAGGCUUUCCAGGUGGAUGAUGCAAUUUGGGCAGCCGAAAGGGCCAAAUCUUGCGCUGAAUCUGAGUGGCAACAGGCUCAACUGCUCAUGCAAGAACUUAAGUUCAAGUCAGUCCUCCUGACUUUCAAGGCUUGGCUUUGGGCUUCUGCAACUAUAUCCUCGAGGACGUUGCAUGCGCCAUGGGAUGAAGCUGGGUGUUUAUGUCCUGUGGGGGAUUUAUUCAACUAUUCUGCACCUGGAGUAGAAUUGCAAGAUGGAGAGAACGCCACAUCUGUAAGGUCCAUGCAGUCUACCUCUUUGUGCAACUCAAGAACAGCAGAUGAGGCGGGAGCUGAGCAAUCAGCUACUUCUCUCCAGAGGCUAACUGAUGGCGGAUUCGAGGAAAAUCUAAAAGCGUAUUGCUUCUAUGCUAGGAAAAACUAUGAAAAAGGUGAACAGGUUCUUUUAAGCUAUGGAACUUACACAAAUCUGGAGCUCCUUGAGUAUUAUGGAUUUCUUCUUAAUGAAAAUCCUAAUGAUAAAGUAUACAUUCCAUUGGAAACUAGCAUAUAUUCAUCUAGUUCGUUUCCUAAAGAGUUAAUGUACAUUCAUCAAAAUGGGAAGCCUUCAUUUGCUCUACUUUGCACAUUGCGGCUAUGGGCAACCCCUCCAAACGAGCGGAGGUCUAUUGGACACCUUGCCUACGCAGGAGCUCAACUCUCUGCCAAAAAUGAGAUGAGUGUGAUGGGUUUGAUCCUAGAGAAGUCUAAUGCUAUUUUGAGGAAACUCCCCACAUCCAUCGAAGAAGACAACCAUAUUCUCUGCGGCAUUGACAAAAUUCAUGACUUUCACACUCUCAUGGAAGUCCACAAGUUGCUAUCAGAACUUGGAGGUGAUUCAUGUGCUUUUCUUGAGAGCACUGGUCUACGAGAGAGUUUGGCCAAUAAUCAAUUUUUGCCCUGCAAGAUUAGGAGGUCCUGGUACAGGUGGAAACUUGCUGUUCAAUGGAGGGUUAGGUACAAGAAAACCCUCCUAGAUUGCAUUUCUUACUGCACGAGAACAAUCUACUUUCUCCAAUCUAAAGGGACCAAUUGAGUUGAAGGUUGCAGGCGUGCACUGAGGAUUUUUGGCCCAACUGUUAGAAGUCUUUCAAAUUCUAUAUGCAGAUAAUUGGUACAAAAGGAGAACAAUCAACUUUCUCCAAUUAAUUUUUCAUGCUGCUCUGCUGAAAGGACACGGUGAUCUAUGUUGGUAAACUAACAUAAUAUAUGCAGGUAGUUGGUGCAAAAAGGUACGAAAGAAAUGUUUGUCUUUGAAUUAAUCCCGAUUUAACCUAAUUCAUAUUUCUAGUGGCUUCAGUCAAACUUGAUUUAUUUGUAAAUAGCUCAAAGAGUAGAGACAUAUUUCACUUGCUGAGCACAAAAAAUAUGGUGUCCAAAACAAAGAGGGAAAAGAGAAAAGCUUUGCAAUUUCUUGGCAACUUAAAUGUGUGCUGUGACAUUCUAUGCUAUUUAUAACUCCUGCAUUUACAUCUAUUCAUUCAUGUUUACUAUA
Messenger RNA from Punica granatum (pomegranate), 2287 nucleotides. The record is from RefSeq and is a predicted model, not a curated record. Lineage: Eukaryota; Viridiplantae; Streptophyta; Magnoliopsida; Myrtales; Lythraceae.